AUUUCUUUCACUAUGUGGGUUGCUGGGUGGUAUGCUGUAUAAUAUUUGGAAAGCUGUGUGAUUCUCAGAUGGACGUUUGCUGCUUAUUUUUUCCCACGUAGUAAAGAGCUGCCCGCUAAACCUGAAAAUUAUUCAUUUUGCUUAUCGGUUUUCCACGAGGUUGUAGCAACAGUAAAUACACCUUGUUGUGGGAGUGGCCACUGUUGCGAUCACGUGGCUCCUUGAAGGGCAUUGCCACCUGCUUGUCAAAAGGUGUGUUUUGCAAGGACUUCCUGUGUUUGCGGCUUCUAAGUUACGGUUUAUUUUCCCUUGAAGAUGGCUGAUGUGAGUCAGGAGGAAAAAUUUUCUCUAAAAGAAGUGCUGGUGACUUUUCGUGCAUGCCUUACUGAGGCACAAGAGGUUCUAGUAGAUGAGUACGUCAACGGGUGGAAAGGACUUGUUAGGUUUAUGAGCUCCUUGGGUACAGUUUUUUCAUUCAUCUCAAAAGAUGCUGUCAACAAAAUUCAGAUAAUGGAAAACUAUCGCAAAAGUGAAAACGGUGAGAAAUAUCUAUCACUGCAGUCGAUGGUGCAGUACGAGUUAGACAACGAUCUUGUGGAUCUGACCAAACGAGCCAAGUAUUCAGAGUCUGGCUGCCGUACAAUCCUGCGCCUCCAUCGAGCCCUUCGCUGGCUACAUCUCUUUCUGGAAAAGCUUAGGACUAGUACAGAGGAUUCCAAGACAUCUGUCCUAUGCUCAGAUGCUUAUAAUGACUCCCUUGCUAAUUACCACUCUUGGCCGAUUCGCAAAACUGCAACUGUUGCCUUUUAUGCCUUGCCCACUCGAGCAACCUUUUUUGAGGUCAUGAAUGUGGGAACUGCAGAUGAAGUUGUAGCAAUGCUGGGUGAGGCUAUGCCACUUGUUGCAAAGGUCUAUGACAUUACACAGGAACUGUAUGCCCAGCACAAUUUGCUUGAUUUACCAUGAAGAUGGAGAAAUAUUUUAAGAGCUGUGUACUACACGCUUUUUAAAAAUUUAUUGCUACACUGAAUUUGCCAUAGUAAAUUUCUGUUUAUCAACAAUACUGAAGAUAUUUUCUGACACAUCAAUGUCUUUUUGCCAGUGUAUAAGUAGGUUAACCACUUACUGGUUUACAAAGAAAUGAAAGUUAAGGGGAUACUUUAUUAUUUUUGUAAAUGGGUAAUACCUACAAGACACGCAAAAGAUUUUAACUAAAUUGCAUGACUAAUGAUUUACUGAGUGCAGCAUUAUUUUUAAGUGUAAUAUUUGGAAAUUACACCUGGGAGUUUUGAACAUUGCUUUAAUUUCAUGUCAUUACCACUUCUUCUAUGAUUGUAUUAGUGUAUAACUGAGAAAGAUGUUUCUUUCUUUGGAGAUUUGUGUCUGUUUUCUAUCAUGUAGUAACCUGUCUGGAAACUAGAUGUGUUUUGCUUUAUGUAAAAGAUUUCUUUCAAUUUAUAAUCACAGAAGUUACAAGGCAGCUUGCCCAUGAGGCCAUUUCUGACCUGCCACUACCCACCCUUUGACCUUGCCUCUCAUUUCUAGGAGAGCCAGGCCAGUCAUAUGAAGUGGGCAUUUUUUAAUACUCAUCCAGUUGUAGAGCAGAUGCAUUUACUGUUUGUAAAUGCACUCUGGGUGAGGAGUUAACUCAAAGUCCAAGCUGCCAGAGUUGAUGGUAGCUGAAGUGGGUCUCAAAAGACUACAUGGUAUUUAGAUAAGACUAGGGGGAACCUCCAUUACAUAUUGGCCAGAUUACCCCUUGUUAAUGUAAAUGUUGUCUUCCUUUGAAAAGAUGCCAAGAAGUCUAGUGAGAGUAACUAGGUCAACAAACUAAAUGAAUAAAUUUAGUUGUCAGGAAGGUCAUUUUGUUGAUUCUGUAGUCUCUAUGGUCUUAGACUUUCAGUGCAACAUAUAAUACUUUGUGAAUGUGUUAUGUUCUGGAGGACCCCCCGCUAGUUUGCACUGAAACUUUUACUUUUGUUUAUUCUUUUGGUUGUCGCCAAAACCAUCAAUUUGUACAUUCCAUCUUCUGAUGCAGUUGUUGUAUUUAUUAAUGUUUCCACUUUGGUCUGAUCCACAACGUGGCUGCUUUGAUGUUUCUAAACAAAAUGUAAGGCUUUGGGAUUUCUGUGGCAUUUUGUCCAGUAGCUAAGAAAUCAUGAAUGAAUUACAGUAAAUAUAUUCAAUGUUAUAUGUUGAAUUUUAGGUGAUAAAAAACAAAGAAACCUUUUUAUUUUGCUUACCUUGGAAUACUAUGCAUUGUUCAUUGAUAAUGGACAUUGCUAAUAAAUGCAGUCUGCAUUUUAAGCAGAGGAUUGAAACUUAGAAUCAUAGUUCAAUGUUCAGAACUUUUUCGUAGAUCAUCUCAGACCCUCUUGCAGUAGCAUAUAAGCAUAAUUUGCAUUUAAUAAUAUCAGUAGUGCCACUGUAGAAUAGGCAUUUGAGAAAGACCUUGAUUAAUACUGACAUUUUAAUUUUACACUUUUGGAUUCUGGUGUCUGACGUAAUGGUAGAAGUGAAGAUCCAUUCGGUACUGCCAGUAUUAUUUUAGCACUGAUAAUACCUUACAAAAUCAAACUAUCCAGUUAAGUAACUACACGCUUGCACCUGCCUAAUAUUGUGAUGUCUUUCAAUGAAUGUGGUAAUAUAUCUGAGCAUUUGCAAGAGAUCUGUUUGGACCUACUUCCUAGUAAGAUAUUCAGCGCUAUGUAGACUGCGUUUGCUGGUAAUACUCAUAUUUUUAGUUGAUGCUCACAACUGUUUUUUAAAGUAUGAAGCAAAAUGUUUCUGUAAUGUUUCUUGUCACUUAAUAACAGUGUACACACAUGCCAACAUCAAAAAAUGUGUUAGGUCACCAUUUUCUGUUUCCUGUUUAGUACAUAGUGUACUGCUCUCCCAAAUUAAGUAUAUGACCAACAUGACAAGGGAGUGUUAAAAUCCAGUAGAACAUUUGUGUCUAUAUGCAUCAGUAAUGCUUACUUUAUUUUCCAUAAUCAGAAAACUUGAAACUGUGUCACUCUAAGACACACAUCUCUUUUUAGUAUUAAGUGUGGAAGGUGUUGUAAUUUUUAUUUUUUAUGAAAUCAGUGGAAAUAGAUGCAGGGGGUUCUUUGAUCAGUAAUUUUGUCAUUUGAGGAUGUAUUAUACAGUACGGUUUCCAAGUCUGUCUGUAUGUGGUUGCUGUAGUGAUGCAUCAUAUAUCAUGUAUAUGACUGUUUUAUCACAGACCAAAAUGUUUGGCCAUCACAGCAGUGCAGAUUACACUGAUAUACAAAGGUGUUCAACAAAAGAAUGCUGAUAACAGGUUAAGUCUGGAGAAGGAACAACUGGCAAUAUUGUGCUUUCAUCCUACAACCUACGCACUGUGCAUGGUAUGCUGUUUGCUUUAUAAAGUAGUCAGUGUUGUGUCUUGUGCAGGUGUAUUUGUAAUGUCAUUAGUAAGAGUUUCAAACAACACCACUGUUACCUGUAAGUUAGUACCAACAUUGGUACCUGGAAAAAUUUCAUCUGACCACGUCUUUUAAUUCUUUAUUCAUUGACAAUACCAUGAAAUAAAGUUCCCGUAUUUAAUGCCGUACCGUGAUCAGUUUCAGCAUUGUGUCCUGAUUUGAUUUAUGAAUGUCACUGAAGACAGCAAGGAAAGACCGUUUCAGCUACAAAACUCAUUUGUCCUUUUGUUAAAGGGAAUACAAGCUGUUGUGGAAAGGCCUUGGGCACCUUGGUGGAGCACGUUCAGAAGUAUUAACCUUUUCAGUACGACCUGCAACUCCCUUUCUCCCUUUGUAAUGUAGGUGUGUUCAUAACAGUGAGCCAGUUUUUCUGCUUUUCAUGCAAUCAGAUGGCUGCAUAGGGUCUUGCUUUUUUAUGGGAACAGAUUUAGUAUCUUGACAACACCCUCUGUUUGCUGCUUCAUUUUUUUGUUUGUGGUGUUUCAUCGAGUUGAACCUGUUUGUGUUGUAAUAACAAAACAGUUACCACAUGCAGCUGAAUGAAAAAUGAUUAUGUCCUCUACAACGUGAAAAAUGAAUGUAAAAUUUGUAGAGAUGAAAAUCUGUUUUUAUAAUCUUUUAAACUACAGAAUCUCUCUGACACAAAUUGUGUAUUUUAGUUCAUGUUGUACAUACUUGUGUAUUUUAGUUAUUGUUGUACAUAUUUUAACACACAUUAAAUAUGUCAUAAAAUAUUUUACUAUUUA
This is a messenger RNA of Protopterus annectens (West African lungfish), 4195 nucleotides long. It is a transcript of the gene CPTP, whose product is annotated as ceramide-1-phosphate transfer protein. Gene Ontology annotation, cellular component: membrane; cytosol; cytoplasm. Bases 316 to 966 code for a protein of 216 amino acids. The record is from RefSeq and is a predicted model, not a curated record. Lineage: Eukaryota; Metazoa; Chordata; Ceratodontiformes; Protopteridae. Gene Ontology annotation, biological process: intermembrane lipid transfer; ceramide transport. Gene Ontology annotation, molecular function: ceramide 1-phosphate transfer activity; ceramide 1-phosphate binding. The transcript is spliced from 4 exons.